This is a messenger RNA of Dunckerocampus dactyliophorus (ringed pipefish), 5834 nucleotides long. It is a transcript of the gene stx19, whose product is annotated as syntaxin 19. The transcript is spliced from 5 exons. Gene Ontology annotation, biological process: synaptic vesicle fusion to presynaptic active zone membrane; intracellular protein transport; exocytosis. Lineage: Eukaryota; Metazoa; Chordata; Actinopteri; Syngnathiformes; Syngnathidae. Gene Ontology annotation, molecular function: SNAP receptor activity; SNARE binding. The coding region runs from base 293 to 1204 and encodes 303 amino acids. The record is from RefSeq and is a predicted model, not a curated record. Gene Ontology annotation, cellular component: endomembrane system; SNARE complex; plasma membrane.
GAGGUGCUUGGGAAAGACUUCCUCAAAAGUUCCCUGGCUUGUGAGUAGAACUUUCUCUAUGAGCAGCUGGUGGCUGCAGGGGAUUCAGACAUGUUUCUAACAACGGAUAAAAGUUACAUCUGAAUAUGACCUGAUGCCAACCAGUGUCUUCUGUGGAUUAUACUCUUGGACAAAUAUGGAUCGGACGACUCAUCUAAGAUCUUCAGAUGGAAUACUGAGAGCAUAACGCCUACUCAGUGACAGAAGCAAAUUGUGAUCCCCAAGGGGCAAGCUUGGCGAGCACUCCUCCACUAUGAGGGACCGCUUGAAGGAGUUACAGGAAAGGGCUCAGGAGUUUCCUGAUACAAGAAGUGUGAGUUCUGACCCCACCAGUGAGGAGGAGGGUGACAUUGACAACUCUGUGGUGGUCGGGGUCAUAAGACCAGAGGCUGUGCUGUUUGAGGAGGAGCCAGUCAUUGACAAUUUCCUGUCUGAAGCUCAGCAAAUCCGAAAUGACAUCACCGCACUGGAGACAGAGGUGCUUAAAUUCAGCCAACAACAGAAAGUGCUGGUCGCAACUAUGCGGCGUUUUAGCAUCAUGAAGAAGGAAAGCAGCAUCACGAGGGACAUCAAGCUCCAAGCUGAGAGCCUCCACCGACGCCUGGACGCUCUUUCCAAACAGGUCCAAAAAACAGAAGAGCAGCAGGGACCUGCCGCCGCUGCAACAAGAAUACAACGUUCCCAGCAUGCGACCAUGUACUUCCAAUUCCAGCAGGUAAUGCGACAGUAUAAUGAAGGAUUGUUGACAAAGCAGGAACGCUGUAAGCACUUCAUUAUCCGGCAGCUGGAGGUCUCAGGAAGGGAUGUGACAGAAGAGGAGGUGAACGAGAUGGUAGCAACAGGAAAAUGGGAAGUCUUCAAUGAGAACUUGUUAAAUGACGCCAGAAUCACUCGCUCACAACUGUCUGAGAUCGAACAGCGGCACAAGGAGUUGUUGAGCCUUGAGAGCAAUAUGAAGGAGCUGAGGGACCUCUUCAUGGACGUUUUCAUGCUUGCAGAGGAACAAGGCACCUACAUUGAGCACAUUCAGACCAAUGUAGAAAGGACCCAGGAUUACGUGGCAGCCUCUAAUGAGAAGUUCAAGUUGGCCGCCAGGUACAAGAAGAAGAACCCUCUUCGUCAGAUCUGCUGCUGCUGCUGCCCUCCCUGGAAAUGCUGCUUGUGAUGUUUUAUGAAUUCGGAUGGAGUGCUGGUAUUUAAAAUGUCUCACCUGUUGGGAGUAAACAACAUUGGAUUCAAGUGCUAUUAAAGUGAAGGUUAGGGUACUGCGAUCCUUGCUGUUGAACACAGCAAUGGUGAAGACGGAUUCAGCAGAGCAUAGAAAACAAUUAAGGGGGAGGCCAGGAAUUGGUAUUUGAGGCACUUAUUUCUUUGAAGAGAGUGUGAAGUGACUGCUAUUGGAAGAGACAGUUCACUGAGUGCUCCUCACCAACAUGGCGGUUUAUUGGAGACCUUCACUGUCAACUGAUAGAGGUCACAAACAAGACUACUACCUCUGCAACUGUCACUGCUUCAUCACAAAUUCCAUUGAUCUGAACUUUUUUUUAAUGUCUUCCACAAGCACCAGUCUUUUUUUUAUGUUAAGACAUUGCACAUUCAGCUGAAGCUCAAAACUACUGUGUGUAGUUGAAGGACAUUGCAUAUAUGCAGUCCUCCCCCCACAAUAUUGCGGGUUGAUUAUCGCUCCCUCACUAUAUCACAUUGUUUUACAAAUUAAUAAAUUUUUAAAUGACCGCUGUUUCGUGGUCGACUAUGCUUUAUUAUUAGUCAAAACAUAUUGAAAUACAAGUGAUAUGUAAUAUUCUGGUUACUAGGCGGGGCCGCACGGUGGCCAAGUGGUUAGCAUUUUGGCCACACAGAUCGGGAAGGUCUGCGUUUCUGAGUUUGCAUGUUCUCCUCAUGCGUGCGUGGGUUUUCUCCGGGUACUCCGGUUUCCUCCCACAUUCUAAAAACAUGCAUGUUAAGGUUAAUUGGCGACUCUAAAUUGUCCGUAGGUAUGAAUGUGAGAGUGAAUGGUUGUUUGUCUAUAUGUGCCCUGCGAUUGGCUGGCGACCAGUCCGCCUCUUGCCCGAAGUCAGCUGGGAUAGGCUCCAGCAUACCUGCAACCCUAGUGAGGAUAAGCGGCAGAGAUGGAUGGAUGGUUAAUAGGCGGCAGUAAUGACAGAAAAUAUUGAGACAUUACCUUACAUGACAUUACCUUAACACUGCAUGAAAUCAGCCAUGGCAUGUCCGACAUAAUUAGAGUGAAACAAGGUUCCCCUCCCAUUCCGUGUGGAAGUGGUAAGUUUUUGGCUUCUUAAGUUGAGAAGAAAUACAUUUGAGGCUUACUGGUGAGCUCGCUAGCUUGUUAGUUCUCUAACUCGCUAGCUAGUGGCUGUCUGGAGUCCCUGCAGCAUAAGAGUUGAGCAAUGUGUUGUAAACAAAGAAUAAUAGUAUAAAGGUGACUAUAUAGCUGUCAUUUUAUGUCUACAGGGAUCUAAUAAUGUUAAAAACGGCCAGAAAUAGGUUUUCUAUGCUCUACCUAUGAAAAUAUUCCAUUUAUUAACAUUGAAUCCUAUAUUGCGGAAAUUCAUUUAUCGUGGUCAGGUCUGGAACCUAUUAACCGCUAUAAACAAGAGCCGAUUUUAUAGGUAGGUGUGGGGUACGUUUGGUCCAGAUGCUGAUGGAUGCUUAUCAAGAGGCGUAACGGAUGCCAGCUGGAGCAACAUCUUAAAGGGAUAGUUCGGACAUGAAGUUGCAUGACAUCCCCAUCAGCAGUGUAGUCCACUAACAGUGACUUACCCCGCACUUGGUCCCGUGAGCCCAUUUCUGGUCGAAUUUCGGUGAUGAGAAACAUAGUUCCGGUUAGUUAUUGGGGUUACUUAAGUAAAGAGUUUGGCUUCUCAAAACAAUAUACGUUCCAAAGAGUAACACGUUUGCAUGACAAAAAAUCCAAACUAUCCCUUUAAGAGUGGCGCCGGACGGUCUGGGCUCUUAGCUCGAGGGCUAGAGCUUUUGAUUCUCAUUCUGCGGACCUUGUUUUGAGGCCGUGGUGGAGCUCGGGGCUGGCUGAAUCAGGCUGGUUAUGGAGGCAUGGAUGCUUAAAGUCUGAUGAUGCAGUUCAAUAAGUUGAACAUCCCGGCAGUCGUACAAGAAUUUUAGCAACAUUUUUGGAUAAGGACUGAAGUCGCAAGAAAACUGGAACAAACACAUGUAUGACCACAUGCACCUUGCAAAGAAAAUUGUGACACUUAAGCUCAGUAAGCAUCUAAAGGCUCAUUUAGCCAUUCUGUUUAACAAUGUCACACCCCGGCAAAUUCAUAUUUUUUUGUCAUGGAUGGUAGGUAGAACAGCAUGAGUAACGUCCAAAUAUGUCUCCGAAACGACGGCUUGAGUAUGAAUAACAUCAUCUUCAUGCAGCCCAGUUUACUGAACAUUGAACGCCUGAGUAAUGUCUAGUGUUGGCAGUCACAGAACCAGAAAUUGAACUCAGUACAAUAUGGCUAGGAUGACAAUAGUGAUAAAUGAGUGUGUUGCACAUUAGGCUUUACGAGUGUACGAGUGGUAUAAAGCCUAAACACGUAUUCAGUGCCACACAACAGUGUGAGUACAAGAUGUAUUGAUGUUACGUUUUUACAUGAUUAACUUAUUUUUUUCAAUUGUGGCUGUUUAGAAUUUUAAAAUGUUAAGAAAUUGCCUUUUAUGACAGCGGGGAAGACUUACUUGAUCCUGUGAUGAUUUUGUAAUAACCUUACAAAAAAAUGAACAGUCCAUAUUUUUUAUGAUGUUUAUUUUAACAUAGAGAACAUUAAAGGUUAUGGAUUAAUUACAACUAUUAAUUGAUGAUUAAUCAAUUAUCCGACCAACAACUGUUUUGGUAUUUGAUGAAUCAUUUUUUGGCUUAAAAAUGUAAAUGUCCUCAGAUUUCAGCCUCUCAAAUGUGAAUAUUGUUAAAAUUGCUUGAGUCAUCCAUGAAAGCAGACCUUUUAUAUUUGGGUUUUAGGCAAAACAAGAUAUUCACACACAUCACUUUUGACUUUUGCAAAACAGUGAUCAACAUUUUUGCCUCUUUUCUGCGGACCAAACCACUAACUGUUUGUGUUUGGUUCAUACUGAUUUGGUUCGUCAAGGGCCUAACCGAUUACUCCAUUAAUUGAAUUAAUUGAAAGCUUCAGAUUAAUCGACUAAGAAAAUAAUUGUUAGAUGCAGCCCUAAAAUUAAUGUUUGUCUCUAGACCUUAAAAUUCGGUGGCGUUGGUGAGCAAUAACAAGAAAUGUCUGCUGUACGUGCUUGCCGACGGGUGUAACCACCAAGCACUACGCCAUGUAUUGCUUGCGGAACAAAUACAAUCACAUACAAAUUAAUUCCCAACUUUUAUUUAAUGUUUUUUUUUCCCUGGACUGGAUUUUUUUGUAUUCAAUUCGGCCUCCGUCAGCUAAAAUAAACCUGCCAUAAAAUUCAUGGACUGUUCAUGCAUCUGUAAGGGGGUGAACUUAAAAAAAUCAGCCGGGCUUCAAGUGCUUAUUUCCCCCACUGUAUAUAUUAUUUCCAUCCUUCCAUAUGGGAAAACUGAUUCUAUAUACAACACAUCGGCGGUAAAAUUGAAGCUGACGCUGUACCUACAGCACUUUGAUUGUAGCACUUUACUACUAAAUAAUGGUCCUCAACAGAAGUUGAUUUUUUUUUGUCAUAAUGACAAAACCACAUGAAAAAAAUCAAAAUUGAGAACUCUACAAACCCUGAAUAUUGUUUAUGCUAUAUAUACAUGGCAUAUCUAACGAUACAUAUCAUGAUAUACUAUUAAUUAAUCCGUACAGAUGUCAUACAGUUCAGAACGCUACCCAUGUCAGAUAAUAAUAAAACAUAAAAGACAGAACAACUCAAAAUAACAUCUAUUCUGUAAUGAAAGGUGUUGUUUGGUGUCUGGAGUUUCUGAGUACAGGUACUGUGGGUGUGGUAAUACCAGACGGGAAGAACUGGUUUGUCUGCCAUUUAGACAACCACAAUGUCUUCAUUUCCCAAAGCGUGUAAAUGGUGUAAAUAGAACUGCUAACCUGUGAAGUCAUGUGCACCUUUUUUCUGUUGACAUAAAAAACAUCUUGCAAGCAAUAUAACAUUUCAAACAUGUUUCAUCUUAAAACUAACACACACAAACAAUGACUGACAGGGAUGACCUUUAAUAAGUUCAUAUGACAUUUUCUCCCAGACGCUAACCAUUCAUGUGACAUCUAAUAAACGCUACCUAUCAAUUUAUUUAGGGACCAUGUUAUUUACAAGGAUCCCCUGGGUCUAGCAGGGGGUGUCUGUUUGGUGUUUAAUGGCGUUUCAGAAACGUAUUUUCCCUCAGAUUGUCUUGUUCCUCAGCCUCGCACUGAUUGGGGUGACAUUUAAAAAAAAGAAAGCAUAGACAUCUUAAGAAUGUAAAGUGAAAUAUGAAAUGGGAACAAAGAUAUAACUAUACAGUAUAGUAUAUACUGUGCUGCAUAACUGGUAAUCAAACCGGCAGGCUGUAAAGCAGCAACAAUGCCAUCCAGUGUUCACUAACAUAAUUGCCAAUUGAGUGUACUCAUUGACGCUUUGGCGUCCAGUCAUCAGACCAAAAGGCUGCUUUGUAUACCCUCAAAUAUUACGAAAAAUAAUGUGAUGAUGAUGGACAUUAGGAGGAGGUUUUACUGCAGCAAGUGAGUAUGCUAAAUUGUGUCUGUGCUCACAUUUCAAACUGUUGCUGAUAUAAUAUUGUCCACCUUCACACAACCAUUCCAACACAAUGGCUGUAAAAUAAACCAUAUAAAAUAAAACUUAGUAAAAAAUGAGUC